This is a messenger RNA of Geodia barretti, 2506 nucleotides long. Lineage: Eukaryota; Metazoa; Porifera; Demospongiae; Tetractinellida; Geodiidae. The record is from the annotation of a GenBank genome assembly.
CUUUGCAUGGUUGGUGGUAAGGCCUUUUCUUAUAAGUCAGGACGAACCGCAAACUAUUCUCAGACUCUUCGGCUAGGAGUUGAAUUUGUGGAGCAGAGAUGGCGAAUGUUGAACAGGUUCCGCACGAAGAGGCGAUGGUACGAGAAGAACCUCUAGAAACAGAGCAGCAACAGCAGCAGGAAGAAGUACUUGAGGACAUUGGACCGCUUGAGGAAGGCGCUGUUAGUGUCGGGGAUGGCUCGGCUAGCGGUACAGCACUCGAGCAACAGGAGGGCCUGGAAGACGCAAUGGAGCCGUCGACUGUGGAUACGACGCAUGCAGGAUGUGCAGCAGAGGUUUCAGUUGUAUCAGGGGUCACCCUAGAUGAAGCUGGCAUCACUCAGUUCUUGGAGGUGGGGGACAUUGACGAAGGAACCCAGUUUGAGAGAGACUUGCAGCAGUGGCUGGCUCUGAAAGAGGAAGAGGUGAAGAACAUGGCCGCACAGCUAGCGGAGGUCGAGACUCACCGUCAGCAACAGGCCCAGGAGUUUGCUGCCGAAAUAGAGCAACUCAAACAACGCCAUUUGGAGGAGAUUGAAAACGCUCUCGCAGCGUCUACUGAGGCACAAGAAGAAUUGAAUAAUGCCGAGGCAAAGUAUAAGGAGGAAUUAGAGCGUGCUUUGGCUGAGAGUGAAAACAAGCACAGGGAAGAGGUGGAGGCCAUCAGAGCUCAACUAGAGAAGGAGACGGAGGUGGAAGGUGGGGAGAGUAGUGAGAGGGAGGGUAGUCUGAUUCCUCGACUGAGCCCCCAGCUGAGUCCCCGUGGCCAGAAAGAACUGAGACUCCAGCGAGAGAGACUGUCACGACAACACAGGAGUGAACUGAAGGCACAGGAACAGAAGCUGCGCGGCGAAUUUGCCCUCCAGAGUGAGGCACUGCAGUCGAGGCUCGAGGAAGAGUUUACUGCCAAACUAGCUGAGGCCGUGACCGACUCAGCGCUGAAGAAUGCAGCACAAGUGGAGGAGAUAAGUCGGGAAUUGAGGCUGGAGAAGCAGAGGGCUGUGGAGGAGCUGGAGAGGGAGCAAGAGGAGAGACACAGGCAAGAGAUGGCCAGGCUUUCCCAGGAACGCCAAGAGGCAGUGGAAGCUUGUAAGGCGGAGUUAGAGUCUGCUAGAGCCGAGUACCAGGGAAGGAUAUCUGCUCUUGAAGAAGCUAUGGGUAGCGAGCAUGAAAAAGGGACGCAGUCCGAAGAAGAUAAGGGAGAGGAGUGGAAGGAGAGAGAAGAGACACUGCGGGGUGAGAUGGAGGCAGAGGACUUGGAGCAAGUCGAGGAGAUUCGGCAAGAGUGUACCAGAGACAAGGAGGCUGCUCUGGAAACUCUAAGAAUGGCUCUGGAAGGAGGACUACAGACUGAGCUGAGGAGAGCUCAAGACAUCCACAAACAGGCCCUGGUGGAACAGCGGGAACAGCUUCAGACUGACUUUGAGGGGCAACUAUUAGCCGCACACGAGGCAAUUCAAACUCUGCAGUCUGAGCUCCAGAGGGCAGGUCAGCGGGAGGGGGUUAACGUUGAGGAAGCGAUGGCUAAGGCUGCCAAGGAACAGGCUGUAAAGAAUGAGGAGAUGCUACGAGAGGUACACCAUGCUGGGGUAGUGGCCCUGGAGGCUGAGAGAGAGGAGGAGAGAGGGAGACAUCAGGAGGAGGUGGAGAGGCUCAGGGAGGACUUUGACACCAGACUGCACCAAGAGUUGGAGGAGUUGACCCAGUCCCACAAGGCAGAGGUCGGUCUCCUGCAGCAGCAGUACGAGACACAGCUGGACUCACUCACCCUCUCCCACCAGCACAAUAUGGCUCAGGCCAGAGAGGCGAUUGAGAAGAGUGUUGAUGACAAGAACAGAGAAGGAGUUCCAGUCUCGACUCCAGCAGCUACAGAAUGAACACACCACCCAACUCAGAGUGGUGGAGGAGGAGGGGGCAGAGAGAGUGGCACAGGUACACCAAGAGCUGGAGAGAGUUAAGGAGGAGCUGGUGGAAGUGAGGGAUGUGGUGGAGGAGCAUCGAGGAGUUCUGAGGGAGAGAGAGGAGGAGAGGGAGAGACUGAGUCUCCAGGUCCAGGCAGCUGUAUCAGGGGAGAAGGAUAGGGAGGACCAGAGGGACAGACAGCACCGCGAGGACACUGCCUCUCUCGCCAUCCUCCAGAAACAACUGAGUGCUCUCACCAAUGAAAAGGAGGCUCUGGGGUCAUGUCUGGUGAUGCUCCAGUCAUCAGUGUCGGGGUGUGUCCAGUUGGCCAGCCUCGUGGAGCAGACUCUCUCCCCUCCCUCCUCCACAACCACCGCCUCCCAGCUCUGGCACACUCCUUCUGCUAUAGUGUAUGUUCUGUCCACUACUACUCCUACAUACACUUGCUAUGUUAUUGUAUGUAUGUAUGUAUGUAUGUAUGUGCAUGCUUCAUAAUACUUUCACAAAUCACUUAAAACCUAAUUUUUACACAAAAAAAGUGUAACGAAUGUGUAGGUGUAUACGC